This is a messenger RNA of Cavenderia fasciculata, 327 nucleotides long. Its product is annotated as DUF614 family protein. Bases 1 to 327 code for a protein of 108 amino acids. The record is from RefSeq and is a predicted model, not a curated record. The transcript has 2 exons. NCBI's taxonomy places the organism in Eukaryota, Evosea, Eumycetozoa, Acytosteliales, Cavenderiaceae.
AUGACCAACUGGGGUAAACUCUGCGACUGCUGCGAAGAUACUCACGUAUGCUGCAUUUCAUACUUAUGGCCACAACUCCAAUUGAUGCAACAAAGAGCUACCAUUGAAGGUCGUCAAUGCGAACUCAUUGAUUGUCUCUGCACCACCUUCCUUUUCCCAUGCACUGUCUGUCACGUCAGAUACAUGAUCACCGAAAAGCACGGUAUUGAUGAAUCCAUCGUCAUGAACAUCCUUGCCUCCCUCUGUUGCACUCUCUGUGUCGUCGCCCAACACACCCGUCAACUCCAAUCCAAGGGUGAGAAGCCAUCUGGUCUUUUCAUGGCUUAA